AUGCCGCCACCCAGGGGGAGCCGGCCGGCAGGGUGCAACGGCGGAUCUAUGCUGCGGCUGCUCGUCCUCGCCUCCCUCUGCUGCGGUUGCUUCGUCGUCGGGCGCUGGGAGAGCGGCGCGCUCCGGCCGGAUUCCGGGAGGCUGGCAGGCGCAGCGAUCUACGCCGGUGAUCUGGAGGGCUACCAUGGGGGCGGCAGGCGGCGGCUGCUGGCCGGGGGCCCUGGCCCCGGGUCGCACCCGCCGCGGUGCACGUCCAAGUGCGGCAGCUGCAGCCCGUGCGUGCCCGUGCACGUGUCCGUGCCGCCCGGCGUGCUGGUCACCACGGAGUACUACCCGGUGGCGUGGCGCUGCAAGUGCCGCGACCGCCUCUACAUGCCGUGACCACCGGCCGCCGCUACAUGCAGCUACCGCGCGUUGGUGGUCUCGGUCGAACGUCCGGCGGCCACAAGAUGACGCAGCAGCGUCCGCCGCCCGGGCCGGCCGCAUACGUACGUACUGUGCCGCACCGUCAGUGUACAUGUAUGGCAGCGAGUGACAGACAUGGGUGGUGCUGGAGUGAUGGAUGCACGUGGUGGGCUACCGUGGCAUGGCAGGGCAGGGCAGGGCCGGGCCGGCCUGCAUGUGUAGCUGUGGACGGUGCUGCUGUGCCCUGGAGGAGUGUGGACGUGGUGUGGCAGCACCGGCGCCAUGGACCUACCGGGGGCGGUGGCGCAGGCAGGCAGCUCCCCCAGGCGCCUCGACCUCGUUGCAUGAUUUUCGUGCGUGCCAUUCAGUCAUUCUUAGGCACUGAAAUAUACUACCACAUGGCAUUUUCUUUUCUCUUAUUUCAAUUUUAGUAGGAGUGUUUCGCUAUUUUAGUAGGAGUAUUUCGCUAUUUUGUGUUGGAUCCAUCAGUCAUCACUUUCUUUGUGGGGGAAUAUCCUUCAACAAUUCUACAGUGUACGUAAUAAUAAUACUGAUAUAAAUUAUAACGUGACGUA
Molecule: messenger RNA, 980 nt
Organism: Triticum dicoccoides
Lineage: Eukaryota; Viridiplantae; Streptophyta; Magnoliopsida; Poales; Poaceae
Exons: 3
Coding region: 1-381 (126 amino acids)
Biological process (GO): guard cell differentiation; stomatal complex development
Source: RefSeq, a predicted model, not a curated record